AUGGUAACGGCAACAAUCAACGAACAAAAGAAUAUUGUUUUCAUUGGUGCAUCCUGUGCAGCUAUUGGUGCAUCAUUAGAUUGGUGCCAAAACCAUGACGAAAACUACAGAAUGAUUUUGAUUGAAGCAAAGAGUCAUUUCAAUCAUGUGUUCUGUUUCCCCCGUGCUGCGGUCGUUGGCGGGUUUGAAGAAGAAUUAUUUGUUCCUUAUGAUAACCUUUUCGACGGUGAUGAUACAAUUGGUAAAGUGAUUCAAGCUCGUGCCACUGCUAUUCAUGAAGAUUACGUUGAGCUGGACCGAGAAGUUCCCGGUUUUGGAAAUAAGGUCGAAUAUGCCUACCUUGUUUAUUCUGCUGGUACUCGUAUUCCUGAACCUGGACGCUUCAAAGAGGAAUCGAAAGAGGAAUGCAUUGCAAGAUUGAAACAGCAUCAAAAAUUGAUUGCAGAAGCUGAGAGCCCAAUUGUUAUUGGCGCUGGCGCUGUAGGCUUGGAACUCGCUUCUGAAAUUAAGGAAUUCUAUCCUGAGAAGAAUGUCACAUUGGUUCACUCUAGAAAUAGAUAUUUGCCUAAAUUCAAAGUUAGUGUAGACGUGAUGACCUAUAACAUUCUUAAGAAGAAAGGUAUCAAGCAGGUUUUGGGUGAUCGUGUAAGACUACCACCUGGAGGUUAUCCCCAAGAAGUGGGCCCAGUUGAAGUGCACACACUCGGCGGAAAAGUAAUCCAUGGUGAUCUUGCUAUCAUGUGCAUCGGUAUGACACCAAAUAACGCCUUAUUAGCUGAACUAGCGCCAGACUGCAUCAAUAAAAAGACCGGGCUAGUCAGAAUUAAACCUACAAUGCAAAUCGAAGAUGAUCGCUUCCCUAACAUAUUUGCAGCGGGUGAUGUGUGCGAGCAUACUGAUUGCAAGAAUGGUCAUUCUGCAUGGAUGCAAGCCAUUGCUGCUCUAACAAAUAUCAGAAAAAUGAUUGAAGGGGCUCCAUUAGAACCUUAUAGGAGCAGGAAUACGGCAAAUAUCAGGCUCGUUCUCGGCAAGAAGGAUGCAAUCAUACAAACAGAUAUGCUUGGUCCUUCUAUCGCUGUAGGCUCUUGGAUAGCAGGUAGGAACAUUCCUUACAAUGUCCACGCCGCAAUGUCUUGGUUCUGGUUGAAGAAUGAUCUCCGGGCAGUAGCAGCCAAGUCAAUCAAACCAUAUUAA
This is a messenger RNA of Mycotypha africana, 1194 nucleotides long. RefSeq lists its product as uncharacterized. Gene Ontology annotation, cellular component: cytoplasm. The coding region runs from base 1 to 1194 and encodes 397 amino acids. Gene Ontology annotation, molecular function: electron-transferring-flavoprotein dehydrogenase activity; flavin adenine dinucleotide binding. Lineage: Eukaryota; Fungi; Mucoromycota; Mucoromycetes; Mucorales; Mycotyphaceae. The record is from RefSeq and is a predicted model, not a curated record. The transcript is spliced from 5 exons.